This is a messenger RNA of Caenorhabditis briggsae, 153 nucleotides long. Bases 1 to 153 code for a protein of 50 amino acids. The record is from RefSeq and is a predicted model, not a curated record. NCBI's taxonomy places the organism in Eukaryota, Metazoa, Nematoda, Chromadorea, Rhabditida, Rhabditidae. The transcript has 3 exons.
AUGAAUCUGUUGAUUCAUAAAAUCAAGUCUGGAUUCUGGAUUUUCGAUAACCCGAUUGAUUGCCGUACUACCGAGGAUCCAUUCUGUGAUCCUUUUGCCGAACCUGCUAACAACAAAAACCGAAACGACGGAUUGCCGACGUUGAGCUUCUAG